Molecule: messenger RNA, 3244 nt
Organism: Diceros bicornis minor
Lineage: Eukaryota; Metazoa; Chordata; Mammalia; Perissodactyla; Rhinocerotidae
Gene: GPR141
Product: G protein-coupled receptor 141
Exons: 3
Coding region: 513-1421 (302 amino acids)
Biological process (GO): G protein-coupled receptor signaling pathway
Cellular component (GO): membrane
Molecular function (GO): G protein-coupled receptor activity; oxysterol binding
Source: RefSeq, a predicted model, not a curated record
UUUUGAUAAUAUCACUGUCUUUUUUCCAUUCUCUACAAAAGUUUGUUUGAAUGAAUUUUUUUUAAAUGGACUUGUAGUCAUAAAACCUUAAUUAAUAUUCCCUGACAGUUGGCCUUCCUACAAUUUUGCAACUUGGACUGUUCAUCUUUAAGAGCUUGGUUUUUCAAUGCUGGUGUGUUUGAAAUGGGUUUGAGGUUUUGUGGUUGCUGUUGAUGCUCUGCGGAACUUAGAGCCCUUCAGCUUCCUUUUGUUUGGUGAACCGGCCAGGCCUUGUGAGCAUAAACAGACCGUAGAAGUACCCAAGCGGCGUUGAUAUUAGAAGAGAAUCCUCUUUGGAAGUGAGACAGGUGGUCCAUCUCUGCAGCAAUCUCGGAGAACUCUGGCUUUUCUAGGUUCUGUGGAUACAAAGGAAAAUGUAAUUCUUCCCUGGUCAGUCUUGUUUGGAAGGAAGAAGUCUAACUGAGAAUUAUGGUCUGUGUGAUAAGUGCCCUAAUAGAGGUAACUUCUGAAGUAUGGCUGACCACAAUAAUUCCUCCUGCAAUCCUAUACUGACACCCUAUUUAACUGGGCUCUACUGCAUAGUGCUCAUUGGAGGACUGGUGGGCAUCAUCUCCAUUUUGUUCCUGCUGGUGAAAAUGAACACCCGGUCUAUGACCACCACAGCAGUUAUUAACCUGGUAGUGGUCCACAGUGUUUUUCUGCUGACGGUGCCUUUUCGCUUGGCCUAUCUCAUCAAGCAAACUUGGACAUUUGGAUUGCCCUUCUGCAAAUUUGUGAGCGCCAUGCUGCAUAUCCACAUGUAUCUCACAUUCCUGUUCUAUGUGGUGAUCCUGGUCAUCAGGUACCUCAUUUUCUUCAAGUGCAAAGACAAAGUGGAAUUCUACAGAAAACUGCAUGCUGUGGCUGCCAGUACCGGACUGUGGCUACUGGUGAUUGUCAUUGUGGUGCCCCUGGUUGUUUUCCAGUAUGGAACUCGUGAGAUGUAUGAUGAGCAAAACUGCUUUGUAUUCCACAAAGAACUUAAUCGUGUAUAUGCUCAAGUCAUCAACUAUAUGAUAGUCACUAUUGUCAUAGCUAUUGUGGUGAUUCUCUUGGUCUUCCAGAUUUUCAUCAUCAUGUCGAUGGUACGGAAGCUACACCACUCCUUACUAUCCCACCAGGAGUUCUGGGCUCAACUGAAAAACCUAUUUUUUAUAGGGGUCAUCCUUAUUUGCUUCCUUCCCUACCAUUUCUUUAGGAUCUAUUACUUGCAUGCUGUGGCACGCUCAAAUGACUGUAACGACAAUGUCAUAUUUUAUAAUGAAAUCUUCCUGAGUGUAACAGCGAUUAGCUGCUUUGAUUUGCUGCUCUUUGUUCUUGGGGGAAGCCAUUGGUUUAAGCAAAAGAUAAUUGACCUGUGGAAUUGCCUUUUGUGCCGUUAGCCACAGACUACGGUAUUCAGAAUUACUUGCUUUAUGUUGGGAGUGAAAAUGGGCACAGGGAAGUAGGAAUGGUUAUUUCAUUGCUUGUUAAAACUAUGCCUUGACGCAGCCGAACAAAAGGACUAUAAAAUGUCAGAGCAUUCAUUCCAGUUCUUAUUUAAUCCCCACCAUCUCGAAAUGAUUCCCAUGCAAAGACUAGUGAUUUUAAAUCCACCUGCAGUUGCAAUACUGCAUUAUUUUCCAACACAAAGUGUCUACUUGGCCCAUCUGGGAACCAUGGGUCUAAUGGUUUCUAGUUUUAUGAGCUUGUUUUAGUUUCCUCAAUUUGGAACAUGGUAUUUUCUUAAGCUUAGGACUGGACUCAGCCCUCUAGUUCUUUUCAUUCCACUCAAACUUAGGUAAGUUAAUCCUGACCAUGAUUCAGCUCCAAAGACAUAAACUCCACUUGGCUAACCAGGUAAGAUGCCCACUCAACUCACACUCUGACAAAAAACAGAUUGGGGGGAGAAUGGUAAGAAAAUUUUGCAUAUUACCAUAACUUUGGUGGAAAUUCACUUAUCUAGAAAUCAAGGGAAACAGAAAUCUUCAUGGCCUUCUGCUAUAACGAGACUAUCUAGAUUUGUCCUUUGAAAGGUCAAGUUUAAGGGCAUGGGAUCAGCUCCCUCAAUAGCUCCAAAAACGAUUUAAAAGCUUACUGAACAUAUUUAAAUAAUGGUGAAACUGAAACUUAGAGAAUAUUCCUGUCCAAUAUGCUGCUAGGCAUUAAAAUGAGUUCCCAAGGGAAGUGAAUAAAAUUUUUUCCUUUUCUGUUUUUUGAAGAAUUGCUAGAUGUCUUGGGUCACAGUUAAUUUAGAUUUUCCUUUAAGAAAGUUAUACUGAAAUCUUUAGCAUUCCCUUCCACACUUAAAGUUAUUUGUUUUCAAAUAAAUGAAGACAAUAUUCUUAAAAAAAGAGCUUUUGAGAAAUACAUAGAAAAAUUAUUAAUUUAGACUAUGAGAUUAGGAUGCUAAGUUGUUAUAUAGGCUUGUGGCUCUUUUUCCCUCCUGCCCAUAUUUCUACUGUUUCCUUCCAAGUGUUAUAAUCUUGAAACUUUCCAAGAAACCGAUCCAGUUUCAUAUUUAAUGCUUCAGAAAACCUGAAGCAAUUCAUGAUAGGAAUAGAAGAACCAAAUGAAUCAAGGUAAAUUUUUUUUUUUUCCCAGCAAGGUAAAUGUUCAGGAUUUAAAGAUUUUUCCUAAUUUUUUAUACUCUAUGGCUCCACAAGUUAAUCAGAUGACUAAGAAAUACCCCUGUGAGUUUCUACGAUCAUUAAAAUUACUGAGUCAUAGAAAUUAAUUUUGAGGAUGAAAAAGCAGCAACAUACUGCACAUAUGAUUUGUUCUGCAAUUUUUUCCUGUUUUAAAUUUUCUUUUAUCUGUCCUUUUUUCUUUUUGUAAGCUACAUUUCUUUUAUUUCUUAUUUGUCUUCUUCCCCCAUUUUUUCUUAGUUUUUUCUUUCUCACUUUGACUCAUAAUAUUUGUAAGAAAAUUUCUGACUCAUAAAAGCUUUAAGAAAAUUUGUAACACCCGUAAAAUUUGUAAGAAAAUAACUAUAGUAAAAUGUUAAAAAUUUAAAAACAUUAUUUAUGGGAAUUACAUCAAGUUUCUCUUCUUAUAUAUCUACAUCUUACUAUCAUAACAUCUGUUAGCUUAUAGAUUGUAUUACAAUCUCUUCCAGAUUUUAAAUAUGUUGAGGACAGGUAAUUGUGCUUUUCUCUGUAUUAUUGUAUAUUAUAAUAAAGGACUUAUUUCUGUGGACCUAUAAGAAAUAUUAUCCCAAAUAUAG